Seminavis robusta is the source of this 2309-nucleotide messenger RNA. The record is from the annotation of a GenBank genome assembly. Lineage: Eukaryota; Bacillariophyta; Bacillariophyceae; Naviculales; Naviculaceae.
AGCUAGCUAGCUAGCUAGCUAGCUAGCUAGCUACACGUAGCAGGAAUUUGCUUCCAAGUUCCUUCUGGCUUGAGAGCACCAAAACCAUUGAUUGAGCACACAAUGACGUUCGAUUGAAAGUGCUUGAUGUACGGGUCGCAAGAGAAGUGAACCAGUUCCGACAUCUACAGAACAUCACGGUGGUUGGUUUGCCAGUUCAACAGCGUCUAUUAGGACUGCUAGUAGGUCGUGUACUUUUGCUUGACUUGAGUUCAAUGCUGCCUUCGAUCGAUUCAGGAUACUUCAUUCUCUCGAGUUGUAGACGAUAAUCGAAGUCGUAGCUAGCAAUGCGAGUAGAUGAAUUACCGGGGGUCGCUCUGUUGUCAAGGACGUUGCUCAAUCUUUUGGCUGUUGUCAUCGUAGCCACUGCGGCUCAUUAUACGACGCGUCGCUAUCUCGUCGCGUACACCGUCUUGCGACGGCAUUUUGAGAAUCUGAAAAAAAGGGAAGAGAGAGAAAUACGAGAAGGAGAGACACGUCACAAAGAAAUAUGGAGAUCCCACGACACUGCCGAGAUCCAAAUCCUAGAAUCGAAUCCCCGAUUCCUCUGGAGAUCGAACCGUUAGACGUCGUGGUCUUUGUUUGCUUGGCCGCGCCGGUCUUUCUAGCAGCAUACUUUGUACCUGAAGUCCAUUGGCCCGUUGUCUUUCUUUUUGCCUUUGGAGGAUCUACUAGCUUUGCGAAAAUUGUCAUGGAACCCAUCCUCGGCUGGAUUGUUGCACAUGUCCCAAGAUGCCGCAUUUCCACCGGUACCGGAACCACCAAUGACAAAAUUCUGCGCAGACUCCGGGCUCCCAUUGUCGUUCCUGCGACCAACGACACGAACUCGGAUGAGGCUUGUGCAGAAGAGACUUCAACCUUCUUCACUGAACCCCACCAGCAUCGAGCAAGUAGACGCUCUCGAUGGACCCUUACACCUCUCUUUCUGGUGGCCUCUUCCGUUUCUCUCGCUGCAGGUGCCUGCUGGGUGGUUGCAACAUUUUGGGUUUCCGAACUUUCCGAACUUGACGAUGACAACAACGUGGCCUUAAAUCAUCAAGGAAAUCAACGUAAUGCUGCUUGGUCUAGGGAGGAUCAAAUCAAGUACCAUUUCCAGUGGAUCUACCAAGACAUUAUGGGGGCUUGCAUCACCUGCUCCUUUCUGUCGCGACUACAGGUCAAUUCACUUCGAAACGCCACUGUCUUCUUGGGGGCUCUAUGGUUCUACGAUUUCUUCUUCAUCUACCUGGUCCCACUGUUUUGGGACGAUUUGAAUGCUGGGUCGCCGUCGUCCCCUGGCCACAAAACACUCCCCAUGGUCUUGCUCCUCCCGUGGUUCGGCCAUUCAGAGUCUCUCCGGUACUCCACUUUGGGAUUGGGGGAUGUGAUUCUGCCGGGGUUGGCCCUCAGCUUGGCUGCACGGAUUGACCAUGCCAAUCAAUUGGCCACGUUGGUCAACAUCAUGCCGCAACAAAACCUUGCAAGAAACAGUGCUGCACCACCCUCAAUCUACAGCCUUGUGCCAAUGACCCAUGCCUUCACCGUUGGCAAAUGCCUGUCGACCGCGGCACUGUGGUUGAGUAAUGGCCAUCCUCAGCCAGCUCUAGUUUUUGUGAAUCCAAUAUGUUUGGGGAUGUUAGCGUUGUGGGCACGCCUUCAGUGUUGGGAUGAUGUUUGGAUUGGUCCUGUCACCUUGACUUACGCAGAGAACCUUGUCCAACAUGCUCGAGGUUUGUUGGCAGAUAAUGACGAGGAUGACAGACCCGACGGUGGUGACUCUGAUGGCAUUGAAGAGUCAGCCCCGUGACUGUGGGGAUCUUUUCAGUAUAGCUGCACCAAUUAUUUACUGCAGAAAAUUUCCUGGCUGCCAGUGGCAGGUGGUUAAGCCCAGCGGCUCCCAUGCUCUACCGGUAACGCACCAUGAUUCCGCCACCUCCAAAGAUAAAGCUCAGCCCCAAAACUCGGUCCCGCAGUGGUGUCUUCGUACGGGUACAUGUACCAGAACAUCCUCACCCACAUUGUACAAUACACAUUGCAUCCAAUCGCUGGUUGACAGGAGGACAUCCAAACAGGAUAGGAGGGUUGAUGGCUUGCUCGCAUUCUACCGCCGUACUGCUCGUUGUGGGCCCAGUCUUUUGGUUUGAGUACGUCUUUGCAAACGAUAGGAUGCCCACAGUAAGCUAUCUAAACCCCCAUUCACAUCUUGACGCCCAUUGGUGCCAACUUGCGAUGUCCAGCUGCUACUACUGACUGGAGCAGUGCGCUGGCUAUCUCAUUCUAAAAACGCAGUA